GCGGGCUGCAGCCUGCUGGGCGACUGUGCGCAGAGGCGGGCCGGGGACGUUCUGUUUCCUUGGCCGCGGAGCUGGCGGAGACGCGAAGGUACCCUGGCCCGGAACGUCCUGUGCGCACCAGGCUCUUGGCCGCCUGAACCCCCACGGUCGGUCCGGGCGUGGAGGCGGCCAGCCCGUCCUCGGUCCCUGCCGCCUCACGGCUGCGGAACGGUACAAACUCAUCGCCCCGGUUCCCUCCGCCCGGGCCCGGAGGCCGCGUCCCUGCGAGGGCCUCAGCCCCGACGGGCAGGUGCCUGGUGCCCGCGGACCGUCCCUCCGUGGGGCGCGAAGCCCCUGCUGGGUGGGCGGGGUGGGAGCAGCCGGGAGACCCUGCACGAAACAGCGCGGGAUGGCCAGCAGGUCCCGGACAGCUUCGUGUUGGGGAUUGUCGUCAUUCAAGGAUAUAUCUAUGGAGUUCACCUGGGAAGAAUGGCAGUUACUGGAUUCUGCGCAGAAGCACCUGUACCGGGAUGUGACUCUGGAAAACUAUAGUAACCUGGUGUCUGUGGGGUAUCAUGGUACCAAACCUGAUUUAAUCUUCAAGUUAGAGCAAGGAGAAGAGCCAUGGAUAAUAAACGCGGAAGUUUCCCGUCAGAGCGGUCCAGAAGGUUGGCAAGAAUGGUACCAGAAAAAUCAAGAUGAACUCGAAAGUGUUGAGAGAAGCUAUGCUUGUAAUGCAUUUGGAAAGCUUCAUCUGAGCAAAAACCACAUUUCUUCAAGACAAAGUCUCCUUAAAUAUAAUACACAUGGAAAAAGCUUGACACAAAACUUAACUUCAGCCAGAAGCUAUCUAAGACAGAAUCCUGAUCAGUUUCAUGGGUGUGAUGAAUCAUAUUUUCUUAAGCAUCAAAGAACUCAUAGUAUAGAAAAAAACUGUGUAUGUAAUGAAUGUGGGAAAGCUUUUCGUUGUAAAUCACAGCUCAUUGUACAUCUCAGAAUUCAUACAGGAGAGAGACCAUACGAAUGCACUAAAUGUGAGAGAGCCUUCAGUGCCAAGUCAAACCUCAAUGCUCAUCAGAGAGUCCACACAGGAGAGAAGCCCUACUCCUGUAUCGAGUGUGGGAAAGUCUUCUCAUUCAGGUCACAGCUCAUUGUCCAUCAGGAAAUUCACUCAGGAGGGAAACCUUACGGUUGCAGUGAAUGUGGGAAAGCCUACAGCUGGAAAUCACAGCUUAUUUUACACCAGAGAAGCCAUACAGGAGUGAAACCCUAUGAAUGCAGUGAAUGUGGGAAAGCCUUUAGUCUGAAGUCCCCAUUCAUUGUGCACCAGAGAACUCACACAGGAGUGAAACCUCAUAAAUGCAGUGACUGUGGGAAAGCCUUCAGGAGUAAGUCGUAUCUCCUUGUUCACAUUAGGAUGCACACGGGAGAGAAGCCCUAUCAGUGCAGGGAUUGCGGGAAGGCCUUCAGCAUGAAGACACAACUCAUUGUGCACCAGGGAAUUCACACAGGAAAUAAUCCUUAUCAGUGCAGUGAAUGUGGGAAGGCCUUCGGUAGGAAGGAACAGCUCACCGCGCAUCUGAGAGCUCACGCAGGAGAGAAGCCCUAUGGGUGCAGUGAGUGUGGGAAAGCCUUCAGCAGCAAGUCAUACCUCGUUAUACACCGGAGAGCACACACAGGAGAGAGACCCUAUGAGUGUAGCUUCUGUGAGAGGGCCUUUUGUGGGAAAUCACAGCUAAUUAUACAUCAGAGAACUCAUUCAACAGAGAAGCCCUAUGAAUGCAGCGAAUGUGAGAAAGCCUAUCCUAGGAAGGCGUCACUUCAGAUACACCAGAAGACUCAUUCAGGAGAAAAACCCCACAAAUGCAGUGAAUGCGGGAAAGCCUUCACUCAGAAGUCAUCUCUCAGUGAACAUCAGAGAGUUCAUACAGGAGAGAAGCCGUGGAAAUGUUCUGAAUGUGGAAAAUCCUUCUGCUGGAAUUCAGGGCUUCGUAUACAUCGAAAAACUCACAAGUGAGAAAUCAGAACGGAGUAGAUGUUAGAAGCAUUCUCACAGAAGCUGAUCCACAGGAGACUUCGGAUGAUAAUAGAGGCAGGAAGUCCUAAAAAUACUCUCUUAUCAAAUUAGUCAUAUGAGAGAGGCCAAUCAUAUUUGGAAUGAAUGUGCAAAAGCUUUCAGAAGUAAGUCAUACAAAUUUUUAUACACGAGAGAAUAGUUGCAGGAGUACAGAGCAGUAACUGUAUCAGACGUGGUAGCCUGAUUAUGAAGAUUUAACUUGGGGAAUUCAUAUUGAGAAGCCCUUGUAACUUUAAUAAAUCAGGAAAGCACUUCCCGUGGAAGCUGUGUUACAUGGGGAGUCGUGUUCCAGAUGUGCUGAAGAAAGUCUUGGUAGAGAGUCAAGUUUUUUAUUUUAAUAUGUAACUAGAGUAAUAGCAGGAAAAGGGCAAGGAACAUACUCUGAAGGUUAAGGGGUAUGGAGAGAGACUUUCCUGAGUAACACUGAAUAGCGUUUUAAAAAUUUUUGGUAUUUUAUUUUUAAAUGUAACUUGUUAUGUUUGAUAGUUUGUGGAAUAACACCCUCUAAUAUUUUCCAUAUUAAAAGC
This is a messenger RNA of Eubalaena glacialis (North Atlantic right whale), 2583 nucleotides long. It is a transcript of the gene ZNF26, whose product is annotated as zinc finger protein 26. The record is from RefSeq and is a predicted model, not a curated record. NCBI's taxonomy places the organism in Eukaryota, Metazoa, Chordata, Mammalia, Artiodactyla, Balaenidae. Gene Ontology annotation, molecular function: DNA-binding transcription repressor activity, RNA polymerase II-specific. The transcript is spliced from 4 exons. Bases 389 to 1996 code for a protein of 535 amino acids. Gene Ontology annotation, biological process: negative regulation of transcription by RNA polymerase II.